This is a messenger RNA of Leucoraja erinaceus (little skate), 2184 nucleotides long. RefSeq names its product solute carrier family 51 subunit alpha (gene slc51a). The record is from RefSeq and is a predicted model, not a curated record. NCBI's taxonomy places the organism in Eukaryota, Metazoa, Chordata, Chondrichthyes, Rajiformes, Rajidae. The transcript is spliced from 8 exons. Gene Ontology annotation, molecular function: transporter activity. The coding region runs from base 183 to 1145 and encodes 320 amino acids. Gene Ontology annotation, biological process: transport.
CCAAUUGAGUUUUGAGGAGCGGUUGAUUGCGGCUGCUUAAUUGCUUUAGGGCGGGGAGAGUUGGUGGUGGUGGCGGUUCUUCUGCGGAAGAAUGAGUCAGACGGGGGGUGGAGGCGGUACUCGCUGCCCGCUCUCUCCUCUCCAACUAACACCCAGCAGAAGGCAGCCUGCGAGCCGGAGCCAUGGCUGGUUCUCCCAACCGGAGCCUGGAGCUCCUCUACUGCGGCUCCAGCCCUCCCAAAGCCGCCGAGAUCCUCAAGGAUCUGAAUUUGCCUGCGAUCAUUCUAUACAGUGUUCUCACUCUAAUGGCUGUGAUUGCAAACCUUGUGUAUCUUGAGGAAGUUAUCUACCUGCUGAGAAAAGUCCCCUCGACCAACAGGAGAGCCACUAUUAUGUGGAUCAGUGGGGCUGCACCUGUGAUAGCAUCCACGUCUUGUAUUGGCAUGUGGGUUCCACUGGCAUCAAUGAUCACAGAUUUGACAACAGCAGUGUACUUUGCCAUUGUCAUCCAUAAAUUCCAGCGGAUGAUGAUAGAAGAAUUUGGAGGAGAUGAAGCAUUUUUGGAACGCUUUGAAAACACUCCUGUGAAAAUGAGCACAGGCCCUUGUUGUUGCUGCUGCCUAUGCAUACCUUUUGGAAAGAUUUCAAGGCGCCUGAUGUUCAUGUUGAAAAUAGGAACAUUUCAGCUGGCUUUCUUACGUCCAGUCCUGAUGAUCUUCACAUUAGUUCUUUGGGUGAACGGGACUUUUAGUCUCGAUGAUCUUACACCAAGUGGACCUGCGAUAUGGAUUAACACUUCCCUUGGAGUCUCCACAAUAGUCGCGCUGUGGCCAAUUGGAAUUGUUUUUAACAAAGUCAAAGUUGAACUUAAAAACCAGAAGAUAAUCCCUAAGUUCACCCUGUAUCAGAUUUCAUUCAUUCUUACUCAACUCCAAGCUGCCAUUCUCAACAUAACAGCAUUGUCAGGAGGCAUUGCUUGUGCACCUCCAUUUUCCCCAACAGCCAGAGCCGGAUAUAUGAACCAGCAGCUUCUCAUAAUGGAGAUGUUUAUUAUAACUAUACUAUCACGCAUUUACUACAGAAGAAAAUACAACCCACUGGAAAUAGAUGAAAUGCAAGACUCAAAAAAAUCACAAAUGCCUUAACCCAUGUGAAUUGUAGAAUCGCAUAAAGUAGAAUCCCAUGAGCAUAAGACAAUAAGUAAAAUGACUGGAGAAGAGUCUUGAUCCGAAACGUCACCCAUUCCUUCUCUCCAGAGAGGCUGCCUGACCCGCUGAGUUACUCCGGCAUUUUGUGUCUACAGAAAAUAAUUAAACGUCUUUUAUUGGAUUUGUAUUAAGAUAUUGACAGUUUCUGGAUUCUCUAUCGGAUCUGCCAGUAACACCAAUAUCAUGGCUUCUCAAUAGCAUAACGAUCUUUGAUUAGGUUAUGAACAGUUUUAACACUCGACUUGACAGUUUUGUCAGCAUGAAAACAUCUAUCUUCAAUAAUGUCAGGGAUUGCAACAAAUGUUUUGCAAUGCCCCACAAUGAGAUGUGGGACAUGCUUGUUGUUUCCUGUUCAGGUCUGCUCACAUAGUAUUGUCAAACAAGGUAUAAUGGCCACUGCAAGCUGUGGACAGGAAAUUAUAGGCCUACUGUCUAAAUUUUGUCCUUUCACUGAAAUGGAUGAAAAUAACAAAGACUGCAACCAGCCUGUUUUUUCCCUCGCCAACAUUUCCUGUUUAUGUCAUGUCUCAAGUAAACCACUACUUGGGUAGUCAACUUGUUCAAAACUCAAUGCACACCUAAAUAAUUCCCCACAUUUUGUUUCACUUAAGAGAGAGAUCAACAUCAGAAGUUAAGGAAACUAUGAGUCUCGAGCAUCCCGCAGAUUUAUUACUGAAAGAGGGAUUAUGAAAUUAUUGUUCAUUCUGACUAAGUAUCAUGCUUAAGGUGAAAAUUACUCAUAAAAUUAUUAUUAAUAUACAACCAUUCAAUACAGUAUAAAGUUGAUAUAAUGUUUGUAAUAUGCUCCAUUGUUAAUUAAUUUAGAAUCUGACAAUCUGGCAAAUUUCUUAAAUGUAAGUCUUAAACAUGUGGUUAUCUUAAAAGAAAAUAUUACCAAAUUUUAAUUUCUUACUGGAACAGCACUCAAAUCAUGUGUUUUCAAACUAAAUAAUGGAGAAUAAAUCUAACCACGAAG